Molecule: messenger RNA, 4532 nt
Organism: Pocillopora meandrina
Lineage: Eukaryota; Metazoa; Cnidaria; Anthozoa; Scleractinia; Pocilloporidae
Source: the annotation of a GenBank genome assembly
CCUCGCAAACUUUGAAAGGUGCUAGUACACGGUUCACAUGACUGGUACCGACAAUCUUUUGCAGCUGUAACUUUAUCAAGGGCUCAUCGUGGUCGAUAUGCCACAACUGACAGAUUAUUGUUGGAUCUCUCACAGAGUUACAAUGCCGUAAACUCUUGUCGUUUUUCAUUUUGUUUAUUUAUCGAUCUAUUGUUUCGGUUCCCAUAUCAAACCCAUCCACCUCACCUACCCCACUUUGCAUUUCUGGCCAGCGGAUUGGUAAUGAAAUCUGCGCAUUCAUGUACCUCGCUACUAUGUGUCUCCUUUGGCGCGUUAAACUUGAAAGAUGGCAGACUACCCGUCAGACACGAAGAAAGAUCUUUCUCAAAUUGUGAGAGGCUCUUCAGAAGCAGUAGAACAUUCUCAACCUCGUUUUAGAAGAAAAUCUAAAUACGCUGGACCAAACGAAGAGUUUCUAAAGGCUUUGAUGAACUUAGGGAUCUCGCGAAAUGCAGCUGAGAAGGUGAGUCGACUUGACUGUGCACGUGUCAGUCGGCUGAGUGUCCCUUCUGCGAAUUAGAGAAACUUCUACGAUUGAAAACAAGACUCCAAUUUUUAUAUUUAGCUUAUUCCUUCUGAAAAGUGUCAAUGAUCAAGUCCAACUUAAAUAAACCAAUGCGUUAAUCAGAAAUUCUAGCUUGUGCAAACUAUUUUUUUUUUGUACAAUCUUCCAUUCAAGUCUAAAGUACACAUAUCCGAAAUCGGCCCGGCAAGGACUGCCGUGUAACAAAGCAAAUAAAUUUGCAGAUAUUUAGUGCUGAUCGUCCAUUCAUAUUUUCAUCGUGUCUGUGCAAUUAUUUAUUUAUAUGAGCUUAAUUCGACGGAUGGAGAUUUUCGUUAAACAAAUGAUUCACUUCCUCUGUAAAGUUAUCAGAGACUUGGACAUUGUGUUGAAGGUUAUGCAGGGUUUGUUAGUGUCGUUAAAUGACGAAGAUAAUUGUCAAAAUUAAUGAAAAUGUCACAAAUUUAUGAUUAACCCUUUGACACCUUAGAGUGACCAGCAUCUAAUUUCUCCUUACAAUAUCAAUCCUGAAUCACACAGGGAUGAUGAUGUUGGUGAUAUUCUAAGGAGAAAUUAGAAACUGGUCACUCCAAGGCUGAAUAGGAAUUUCAACGGAGUAAAUGAGGGAAACAUUGGCCAAACUUGACUAGGUCAGGUUCAUUUUAAAUUAAAUGAAAGUGUCAUAUAAAAUGUUAGAAGGAAAUUUUUCUGUGAUUGUUUAGCUGGCCGUGGUCUUUCUGACAAGGGACUAAUACCUGCAAUCUUGCCAAUUAGAGGUUGCAGAAAUUACCUGAAUAAUUUAUACUAUUUGUGAAGUAUCGUCACUUACUGUGACCCUUGUUUUCUGUGACUUACUGAUAAAUAACUCAUUUAUUCCAGGGUCUUUACAUGACUGAUAAUAGUACCGUUGAUGCAGCUGCCAGUUGGGUCCUGGACAAUCAAGAUAUGCCAAAUCUAGAUGAGCCAUUUAAGGUGCAGUGGAUCACAUUGUCUUUUGAACCUUAACAUCAGUAUGCAUAUUCUCCAUACUGUUCUUUAUACAUUUCCAAAGGAGGUGACAAGGAGAGUUUGUUUAACAAUCAAUAACUUCUUUAGUUGGUGAUCAUUUCCCUUAUUCUCAUGACCUUUAUGUUAGAUUCAAGGGUGGUAUUGUUGGGAGAAUUUGGAUGCAAGUUACUCUUAGGAGUUAAAGGGUUAAUAGGUGCUAUUCUUGAAUGCACAUUGGACAUUGAAGAAAUGUAAAAUGGUUUCCGUGUUUACAUAGCCUGAAAUAAACACGCAGGAGGUUGGGAGAACAUGAGAUAAGCAUAGGAAACCACGACGCGAAGUGGAGUGGUUUCCAGCUUAUGGAGUGUUCUCCCAACCUCCCAAGUGUUUAUAUCAGGCUAUGUAAACAUGGAAACCAUUUUACAUUUCUUUUAUAAAAUGACUUAUGAAAGAGGAACAAAAACCGUGUUUACAUACGCUCAUGUAAAAUGGUUUUAUGGCCAAUCAGAGCGCGCGUACUAUUUGAAUUAUUUUAUAAAACUAUUUGUGCAAUUGAUUUACAUAAUCAUUGAUUAAUACCUACAUGAUUUACACACAGUCAGUAUUGCUGAUCUUGUUUGCUCUGUUUGUUGAAGUUGCCACAUUUACUUGUCAUCGCUAUCAUCACAUGUGCGUAUUAGAAAGUGUCCUUCUCUAAUAUUUCAUGCCAAUGUUUAUCUCACCUUAAACCAGCAAAAAGGCUGCCCGAUUUUUUUUAACAAUCACUAUGGCAACUAGCUUGUUUACUCCCCUCCUCCACUUACUUACUUACAAACUGCCCAUCUUGCCACUCCACUGGUGCAUGGGCAGUGACAAAUUCACUCCAUUCUUUUCUUUCGUGGGCCCUCUUCUGGAUUGUCCCCUACGUCUGGUGUAUGGCUUUCAUUUCCGCUUUGUCCAGUCUGCCACCAAGUUUUAGGUCAGCCUCUCUUUCUCUUUCUUUCUGGUGUCCAACGGGGGGCCACAAUCCUUAAUAAAAUUGGGAAAGGGGCAAACUCUAAGCACUGGCCAUGUGGUAACUAAAAUGGUUGUAACUUGGAGUGCUGCACUUACUAGGAGAUGGCUGACUGGGCCAGCUAUGGCCUUUUCUGACUUAGUAUCAGUUGAAACAGAAAGUUUGUUUUGUGUAAUAAAUAAUUUUUAUGUAUGAAAUAGAAUUGAGUGCUGAUUUUCCUACUCCACAGGACUUUACACCAGCCCUUGAGGCUCUCCCUUUUGAAAAAGAAUAUCCUCUAGAUGAAAAAACAUUGAGCAGUCCAUACAAAAUGGUCUUUGUGGUAAACACAGAACUCAACAUGGGUGUUGGUAAGAUUGCAGCUCAAGUUGGCCAUGCAGCUAUUGGUCUCUAUAAGAUAAUGGCAUCCCAGCCCCAAAAAUAUGACCACAUGUUAUCACAGUGGGAUGAUUUUGGGUGAGUAGAAUUUAACCUAUACUUAAGUUAAUAUAUAAAUUGUUCAGUCAUACCAUUACAUCCAAACUGAUUGAAGUCACUUAUGAGCUCAUCUUAUCGGUGAAUAAAUAUCUGGUAGGUGAUAUCAGAAAUGACACAACAGAACACACACAAAAAAAGGUUAUGGUAUAUCUGAUUGAUUUAGUUUGUAAGUUGUAAUCUGUGUCAACCUCCCCUGCAGACAGCUACACAUUUCCUCGUUAGUUAGGAAGCAGAGUUUUGUUACAUCAAGAUAACACCCACAAGCUGAUCAAUUGUGUGUUCUCAUAUUCGAACUUAAUAUUAUCCAAAACAUUUUUGGAUUAUAAGCUAAAUUUUGUUAAUUAUAAACUGUUUUGGUCUACCUUUAGGGCAACAAAGAUAGUGUUGCAAGGUGAAAGUACAGCCCACCUGUUUGAUAUAGAGGAGCUGGCUAAAAAGGCUCAUAUUCCACAUUACCUUGUCCAUGAUGCUGGAAAAACACAGGUAUGCAACCUAUUUUGUUCCAUUCCACCAACAGAAUGCCUGGAACAGGUUACUUCCCUGAUAUGUGUUUGGUGAAGGCCAAGUUCGCAUUACUUGCUGAUGGCUGUGAAACUCUUUUUCUUUACAGGUGUCAUCUGGUGCAUUGACUGUGAUUGGUUUAUUUGGUUCAUCAUCAGAAGUGGGAACACUCACAGGGUUAUUACUACUAUUACAGAGUAUUUGAUUGUCUGUAUUUUGUACUUCAGGAUAGGACUGACUGAGGUCAAGCUAUAAAAGUGUUCAAUAUUAUUAAUUAUCACUAAUUAUGAAUUAAUACUGCUCUUUGGUGGUUAGAGAAGGGAUUAUUAAAAUGCAAAUCAUCAAUUUCAAGAUUGAGCUUGAUUACCUAUGUCAACCCAGCGACCCAAGUGUUUUUUUGUGUCUAAGCACAAGUUAAGAGAUAUAACUUCUAUGGCGUUUCCUCUUGCGAUUACACUCAUUUUGUUCGUGGUUAGUUUUAACUGACCAACCUUUACCACAUUUUCCAAAUCAGUCAUAUCAUUGAUAAAGACAUUCUGUUUCGUCAACCAUAAGAAACGUUUAGAGAGGGGUGCCAUAUUUAAAAUAUACACUUAAUGUUUUGAGAGAGACCAUAAAGGAGAUCGUAUAAAGGGAGGCUAACUGAUUUCAGUGGUCAAAUAUAGAAGAGUUUUUAAACUAUGACCUCUGAGGAGAAUAUUAAUUAAAAAAUACAUCAAAAGUUGGAACAGUUGCCUUUUCUUUCAUCUCAUUCCAUAAUUGUAUACCAACUAUUUCCUACCAACACAAAUGACAAGGGCAAUGUUUCUCGUAGAUGUGCCUUGAUGCAUAUGAAGGUAUUGAGUUACAGCCUUCGGAGUACAUAACACAGGAGGGAGAUAUCCAGGGUCUAUAUAAAAUAGUACAUUAAAGAUCAAAGGGCUCUUGGCGCCAGCUCAUUUAUGUUAUGGCUUAAGUUUGUAUUGAUUUCUUGGACUUGUUGAAUAUAGGUACAGUUGAAUUCGAUUUAUGUGAACUUUCAAGACUUAUGGG